Messenger RNA from Chaetura pelagica (chimney swift), 1860 nucleotides. It is a transcript of the gene HAUS3, whose product is annotated as HAUS augmin-like complex, subunit 3. The coding region runs from base 1 to 1860 and encodes 619 amino acids. Gene Ontology annotation, biological process: centrosome cycle; spindle assembly. Gene Ontology annotation, cellular component: HAUS complex; centrosome; mitotic spindle. The transcript is spliced from 4 exons. Lineage: Eukaryota; Metazoa; Chordata; Aves; Apodiformes; Apodidae. The record is from RefSeq and is a predicted model, not a curated record.
AUGAGCUGUGGAAAUGAUUUUGUGGAAACACUUAAGAAAAUUGGAUAUCCAAAAGCUGAUGAGCUUGAUGGAGAAGAUUUUGACUGGAUGUUUGAGUCUUCGGAAGAGAAGUCAUUUCUGGAGUGGUUUUGUGGAAAUGUGAGUGAGCAGCACGUGGUGUCUGAAAAAGAACUGCAAGAUUUUGAUAAUCUUCUUGAGUCUGGUAAACCCAUUUUGGAAGGAAAUGCAUUGGAUGAAGUCCUUAAAACUUUGAAGCCCGUGGGUUCAAAGAACAGUAGCCAAGAGGAGGAGGAAGAAGAGGAGGAACUGAAGAAAUUAGAGGAUGAGCUUCAAACUCUUAAGGAGUUAAAAAAACUUCAAAUUCAUCGGCAAAACAAGCUUCAAAUGAUGGUUGCUGCAAACAGCGGCGUGUUACAAACAUUUAAAAGCAAAGAGGAAGAAGCACAUAAAUAUUUGAAAGAAGGACUGGAAAUGUUUACUGCAGCAAAUAAUAAGCUUAAUAGUGAACUUGUGUCUCUUACAGAUGCAGCUAAGAAACUGUCCUCUUUCUUCACUGCCUCAGAUUCAGAACAAGGGUCAGGUCAGCACCCAGUGUUUUUUUCACAGCUUUCUUUGGACAAGUAUUUGUCUCAGGAAGAACAAAGCACUGCAGCACUUACCUCAUACAUUAAAAAAAACCCCCGUUUUUAUCAAGGUAUGUCUGAAUGGGUUGAAAGUUGUCAUGAAGACAGCUUUCAGCUUGGGGAUAUAAGCAAGCAAGUCACUUGCAAUGAGGCUGAGGAAGUUUGUGAAGAGACUCAAGAGAUAGCCAGGCUCCAGGCAGCAUAUAUUUCUGCUCAACAUCAGCUGAUUCAGAUGCAAGCUAAAGAGGAGGGCAUGAAAUCAGCUAUCAAAUGUGCAGAGAGCAUGCUGCAGUCCUUAGACAACAAGGAUAUUAAGAAACAAGAAGACCUCGAUGCCAAAAUAUCUAAUUUAAAUGAUGAAAUUUCAAGACUUAGACAAGAUAUAACUCAGAUAAACAAUAAAGAACUGCUUCCUCUUCUGAAAGAGAAAGCACGACUUUGGAGUGCACCAGUGGUGAAAGGGUACUUGGAUCAUCAGAUUGCUCAGCACGAAUAUUAUGCUGCAAGACAGGAUGAAAUAUGCAGGCAUUUCAUAAGACAGAAAGCAUCAUUUGAACUUAUUGAGCUAGCCUAUGAACUGGAGUUGAAGAAACAUAAGGAGAUUUGCUGUCAGGUUGAGAAUUUGGUAGAGUCUCUGAAACAGAGCAGUAAUGAGUUGCAACAAAGACUGCAGGUGAUAACUGAGCAAACUCAGAGUGCAAAGCCAAGAAACAUCAUUAGUUCAAAGGAUGGUUUCUCUUGCAGGCUAUAUCAGCUUCUGGAAGGAGAAAAUAGAAAGCAGCAGUUGUUAAAAACAUACAAAAGCCUGGAGCAGAUGGCUCAGAAGUUAAAGGAGGAUUGUGCUACAGUACAAGAUCAGCUAGCAGCAUCUUCUCAGGAACAAUCUCUCCUUUUGUCCAAGCUAAAAAGUGAUGUAGAUACCCUGCAUGAUGCCCUGUAUCGUGGAGGAAACCAGAUACAACUCCGUAACCCGGAGCUUACUGAGCAGUUUCGUCAAAUAGAAGCUGAUUUAAAGAAACUAAAUCAACUCCUUAUGGAUCUGAUUGCUGAUGUGAAGUUAAAGAGAGACUUUAUAGAGUCCAGUAAGCUGCAUCAGAUGGAAAGAAACUUGUAUGUGUAUUUUUUCAAAGAUGAAGACCACUUGAAAGAGAUGGUGGAGAAACUUGAGCAGCAGUCUGAGGCUAAAGUCAGUGAUCUGGAAGAUGAGAAUAUCACAAGUGGAGUUCUUAGUGUUUAA